This is a messenger RNA of Morus notabilis, 582 nucleotides long. RefSeq lists its product as uncharacterized. The transcript is spliced from 2 exons. Bases 1 to 582 code for a protein of 193 amino acids. The record is from RefSeq and is a predicted model, not a curated record. NCBI's taxonomy places the organism in Eukaryota, Viridiplantae, Streptophyta, Magnoliopsida, Rosales, Moraceae.
AUGGUGAUUCAUCCUAAUCCAUCGAAGUUUCGCACUCGGAAAAUUGAACCAGAGUUUGAGGAAAAGUUGAAUAGGAUGUUUACUAAUACUGUGGCCACAGGGGUGUAUGCUUGGACACCCACAUCUGGACAGAUGCCAUGUGAGGAUGAUAAAACAGCAAAUAAAAUGAUAUCUCCACUUGAACAACUUGAGAGUAGUGGAUCGUUAUAUGCACCUAUCGUAAGAGAAAUGCGUCCAAUCGAGCUAGAUGAGGGACAGAAGAAAUUCAAAAGAGGGAAAGGCAAGGAUAAAGUUGGCGGUGCGGCCAAAUUGUCUCAACAAAUUAAGCGCCUUGUCACUGUAGUGGAGACUAUUAGUACCGGAUCAUCCAUUGCACAAACUAAAAGACCAGAUUAUAGCAUGACACGAGUUAUUGAAGUCCUUGAAUCUCUACCUGGAUUAGAGAGUGGGAGCGAGUUGUACUUUUUUGCUAUCCACUUGUGCGCAGACACGAUUAAAAGAGAGUCAUUUUUUACUUUGAAACAACAUGAGUUGCAGCUCAACUGGCUUAAGUUUGAGCACGGCCUAGGAUCAUCCUCUUAA